Messenger RNA from Physeter macrocephalus (sperm whale), 5431 nucleotides. It is a transcript of the gene ZC3H12C, whose product is annotated as zinc finger CCCH-type containing 12C. The coding region runs from base 161 to 2812 and encodes 883 amino acids. Gene Ontology annotation, molecular function: mRNA binding; metal ion binding; RNA endonuclease activity. NCBI's taxonomy places the organism in Eukaryota, Metazoa, Chordata, Mammalia, Artiodactyla, Physeteridae. The transcript has 6 exons. The record is from RefSeq and is a predicted model, not a curated record. Gene Ontology annotation, cellular component: cytoplasmic ribonucleoprotein granule; nucleus.
GGCGGGCCGAGCCGGGGCCCCGGCGUGUGGCCGGUGUGCGCGCAGCCGGCAUGGGGGAGCCUCCCACUCGCCCCGCGCCCUAGCGGCGGCCAGAGGCUGAAGGAGAGGCGGCCGCCCGCCGGAGGGUCCCGGGGCGGCCCCGCUUCCAGGGCAUGUGGUGAUGGCUGAUGAGAAGAGACUGCACGAAUACGGGGUGCUUUGCAUUCAAGAAUACAGAAAAAACAGCAAAGUGGAGUCAAGUACACAUAACAGCUUCAUGGGCUUGAAGGAUCAUCUGGGGCAUGACCUAGGCCACCUUUAUGUGGAGAGCACUGACCCACAUUUAAGUACAUCUGUACCUUGGUCAAUGGUAGAAAAACCAACAAUGGAUAAAGUUAAUUCCGGGAAGGAAGAAAAAGAGGUGUCUGAAGAGAAUGCGAGCUCUGGUGACUCUGAAGAAAGCACAAAUUCUGAUAAUGAGUCAGAACAAUUGAGUAGCAUUUCAGUAGAGCCAUGCUUAUUAACCAAGACUCACAGACAACUAUGUAGGUCUCCGUGUUUAGAGCCUCACAUACUCAAACGCAGUGAAAUUUUGCAAGACUUUAAACCUGAAGAGUCUCAGCCAACCAAGGAAGUGAGGAAACCCCCUGAUGUGGUGCGAGAGUACCAAACAAAACUGGAGUUUGCACUGAAGUUAGGUUAUUCUGAAGAACAGGUUCAGCUUGUGCUAAACAAACUUGGUACCGAUGCUUUAAUCAAUGAUAUUUUGGGAGAACUUGUCAAACUUGGAAAUAAAAGUGAGGCCGAACAAACAGUUAGUACAAUUAAUAGUAUAAUGAGGGAAACAUCUUCCCUGGAAUCUCAGCGGUCUGAAUCUCCAAUGCAAGAGAUUGUAACAGAUGAUGGGGAAAAUCUGAGACCAAUAGUUAUCGAUGGCAGCAAUGUGGCGAUGAGCCAUGGAAACAAAGAAGUCUUUUCCUGCCGUGGAAUAAAAUUAGCAGUGGAUUGGUUUUUGGAAAGAGGCCACAAGGAUGUUACCGUCUUUGUUCCUGCUUGGAGGAAAGAGCAGUCCCGACCUGACGCGCUCAUCACAGAUCAAGAAGUUCUACGUAAAUUAGAGAAGGAGAAAAUCCUGGUGUUCACACCGUCCCGGAGAGUGCAGGGGAGGCGAGUGGUGUGCUAUGAUGACAGGUUCAUCGUGAAGCUGGCGUUUGAGUCGGAUGGUAUAAUUGUAUCCAAUGAUAACUACAGGGAUUUGGCAAAUGAGAAACCAGAAUGGAAAAAGUUCAUAGAUGAGCGACUAUUAAUGUAUUCAUUUGUUAAUGACAAGUUCAUGCCCCCAGAUGACCCUCUUGGCAGACAUGGCCCAAGCCUGGAUAAUUUUCUGAGGAAGAAACCUAUUGUUCCUGAACACAAAAAGCAGCCUUGUCCAUAUGGAAAGAAGUGUACCUAUGGACACAAGUGCAAAUAUUAUCAUCCGGAAAGGGGCAGUCAGCCUCAGCGGUCAGUGGCUGAUGAACUGCGUGCCAUGUCUAGAAACACAGCAGCCAAAACUGCAAAUGAAGGAGGACUGGUGAAAAGCAACAGUGUCCCCUGCAGCACUAAAGCCGACAGCACUUCCGAUGUCAAGCGAGGUGCUCCAAAGAGGCAAUCGGAUCCAAGCAUAAGGACUCAAGUCUACCAAGACCUAGAGGAAAAGCUUCCCACCAAAAACAAACUGGAAACCAGGUCUGUACCUUCCUUAGUUAGUAUACCGGCUACUUCUACCGCAAAACCCCAAAGCACUACGUCUUUAAGCAAUGGCCUUCCAUCUGGAGUUCAUUUCCCACCUCAGGAUCAAAGACCACAGGGACAAUAUCCUCCAAUGUUGAUGGCAACCAAAAAUCAUGGAACGCCAAUGCCUUAUGAACAGUAUCCAAAAUGUGACUCGCCUGUCGACAUUGGAUAUUAUUCCAUGUUGAAUGCAUAUUCAAAUCUGAGUAUCUCAGGCCCACGAAGUCCUGAAAGGCGUUUCUCCUUAGACACAGAUUAUAGGAUAAGCUCUGUCGCCUCUGACUGCAGCAGCGAAGGGAGCGUGAGCUGCGGGAGCAGUGACUCAUAUGUGGGGUACAGUGACCGCUCCUACGUCAGCUCUCCUGACCCACAGCUGGAGGAGAGUCUGAAGUGCCAACACAUGCACCCUCACAGCCGCCUUAAUUCUCAACCCUUCCUGCAGAGUUUCCACGACCCCUUAACCAGAGGGCAGAGUUACAGUCACGAAGAACCAAAGUACCAUCACAAACCUCCUCUCCCACAUCUGGCCGUGCACCUGCAGCACCCCGCCGUGGGGGCCCGGUCCAGCUAUCCUGGCGAUUACCCGUCUCCUCCGAGUUCAGCACACUCGAAGGCACCACACCUAGGGCGGUCCUUAGUGGCCACGAGAAUAGACAGCAUUUCUGACUCUCGGCUGUAUGACAGUUCUCCUUCCAGACAAAGAAAGCCUUAUGCCCGCCAGGAAGGCCUGGGAAGCUGGGAUAGGCAGAGCUAUGGGAUCGAUGUGUACGGCUACCGGCAGACUUAUUCUUUGCCUGAUACCUCCACGCAGCCGUGUUAUGAGCAGUUCACCUUCCAGAGCCUCCCUGAGCAGCCGGAGCCCACCUGGCGCGUCCCGUACUGCGGGGUGCCGCAAGAUCCCCCCCGGUACCAAGACAGCCGAGAAAAGAUUUAUAUCAACUUGUGCAACAUCUUCCCGCCUGACCUUGUGAGAAUUGUCAUGAAAAGGAACCCUCACAUGACAGACGCCCAGCAGCUGGCUGCAGCCAUUUUAGUGGAGAAAUCACAGCUGGGUUAUUGAAAGAUGAUGCAUCUUUGUGGUGUUUAGUAGUUUUUUGUUCAGCUCAAAUGCUGAGGGAGGUUUGCUACAAUAGCACAUGUGAUCUCCUUCUCAGCAAGGAGGUUAUAUAGUAUCCAUUUAUGUGAAAUACUGUAUCAUGGAAUCUGUAUGUAUAGCCCCACAUAGUGGAAGUAUCAUGGGAUUGCUUUACAUUCAAACUUUUUUUUAAUAUUUCCUUUUUAAAGCUAUAUCCUUGGCUGGAAAUUUUUCCAGUUUGAUUUAUUAGAUGUAUCUGUGAUCUUUGAUAUUAAUCUUUGGUGCAUCAGGGGUUUAUAUGCAGCACUUUUUAUCCUUGUUUCAUGUUUUAUUAACUUGGUGUUUGUCUAUCAAUUGCAAGCAAUUACAAUACCUUCAGAAUGUUGAACAUUUGACUAGACCUAGCAAACUAUUUUUUCAAGCCAAGCAUAAUUGGAAUCUUUUACAGCUUUUUAAGUUAUUUUUAUUUGGGGAAAGUGGGCUUCUUUGUGCUAUAAUCAUUAUUUAUAGAAACAAAGAUAUACUACAGCACUGACUGACUUUAUAUUUUAAACAAAAUGAAAGUUACCAGUUUAUGUUGAAAUGGGUAACAGUAUAUAUUAGAAUGAUUUACAGUAUGGCACUUUUCAUUGUUUUAUUUUCGUUUGGAUUUUUUGUGUUAAGUAAUUUGUUAAUUUAAUAUGGUUGAUUUAAAGGAAAGCAGAUGCAAUCAAUGGAAAAAAUUGUUUCCAUCUUUUUUUUAUAAAAAAGGCAAAAGCCAUCAACUGUUACAGUUUAGAGCUUUGUUAUCCAGCUAUGAUGUGCUUCUGGACAGUAGAAAUGGAAUUGAAUUCCUAGACUUCCAUUAACCUGUAUUUUUUAAUGUGUUUGUCUUUUUGUUUUGGGGCACAACAAUACUGGAUAAAAUAACCCUUUUGCAGUACUUGCCUGUUUUUAAUGAAUCUAAUUAUUCUCAAUGCAACUUUUAUAUUUAAUAUACCCUUUAGCUUUCCUGCUAUUUAUCAAGGCUGGCCUGAGGUGGUUUUAUGUGUUGAGGAUAUGCAACAUUUAUUGAUACUGCACUAUAGAAAUGGUGAUGCAGGAGUUGUAAAUGGUAACUUAACAUUUUUGUAAGAUACUGUAUAUUUUCCAUUUUCCUGAAGGUAGUUUUUUGGGGGGGCCUGUUAUAUUAUUAAGGCCAGAUUCUUGCCACAAAUAGUGUAGUUUUAGAUACAGACUAAAGUCUGUUCUCGUAUUAGUAAGGGAUAUUUCUGGUUUCAAAGUCAUGGGUUUUGCUGAGCGUGGAUUCGUUUCUGUCGCUGGUUAGAAGAGAGAUGAUGCAAUCAGUGGCAGACAAUUGUGUGACUGACACGACUUCACUGCUGCCUCCAGUUUUUGAAUUUUACUUAGUGUAACAGAUGCAUUCCGAUCUGUUUCUGGAGUGUGCCUAGAUGCCCUGGUUAUCCUUAUUAUUCUACCUGCUACAGUUUGAAGUAAAGCCCUGAAAAACCAGAAAGUACCUUUUACUGUUGAUACAAAUUGUAUCUUUUUAACUAUAAGAACUAUUUUGAUUUGUAGAUCUAGUUAAAACACAGAUGUGUAACUAUGAUUAGACUUUUGGGCAACAUUUUAUCCCUUAUUUAAAUACAAAUUUUUAAAGUAAAAUUGAGGUCUAGAAUAGGGUAGAAAAUAAAAACAAUUUAGGUAAAUAAAAGUGUCUGUCUUAGUUUUAUAUAUUAAAAUAUAUUAAAUGAAUUUAUUGGCAUUUUCUUUCUCCUAAAACUUAUCUAGCGUGAACUUAACUUAAAAUAAAGGUAAAAUGCUGCCUGAAAAUAACGUCCAAGCACCUUUGACUAGGACAACAUUUUCACUACUCGUGUGGCACUGUGUGUCGCAUGAAGUAGGAUUUGGGUUACAGUAAAUGCUUCUAAAAGGCAUUGUGCAUAUUGACAUAUCCAAUAAUCUGAACCAUGUUCAGCAAACCUAAUUCAGGAAAGUGGGGUUCACAGUCGCUGCUGCCGCCUGCUAGGUGAGGUGCCCCUCGCUGCGCCCGCAGAGGAUACGGGCACGGCCGCAUGGACCCGCCGUGGCGUCCUCUGAGCGACCUGCUCACUUGUGAAAUCGUUCUCCUGAUUUUGUCGGUCACUCUCUGUAACAAGUUUAAUGUAGAUGCUAACCCAGUGCCAAAAGUAGAGUUACAAACGUGGAGUACCUUUCAUCUCAGUCUUAUUCUAAGCUUGCUUUUUUUUUUUUUAAGUAUGAAAUCAUUUUUAAAUUGUAUAAGUAAGUUUUGCUUCCAUUUUCUUAAUUUUUGCAUUUGAAUUAUUUGAAGAUUCUGCCAAAUUUUAUGAAAUUUCUUUAAAUGAGGUCUUCGGUGAAAUGUGUAACACACCCUUUAAUUUGACCUCCUAAUGUCUGUAGCUAAGUAUCUCUCAUUGCUUCCCAGAUUUUAGACUAUGGAAAAACAGUGGGGCUUGCCGCCGCGUGGCCUGACGUGAAUAGCUCUGAAGAGCCCCGCUGAAAUCCUGCAGUGUAGUUGACUGUGAGUUAAGAAACAGUUUUCUUGCGGCCUCCCUGGUGGCGCAGUGGUUGCGCGUCCGCCUGCCGAUGCAGGGGAACCGGGUU